Messenger RNA from Antechinus flavipes (yellow-footed antechinus), 1975 nucleotides. Its product is annotated as ras-related protein Rab-39B-like. NCBI's taxonomy places the organism in Eukaryota, Metazoa, Chordata, Mammalia, Dasyuromorphia, Dasyuridae. The transcript is spliced from 2 exons. Gene Ontology annotation, cellular component: Golgi membrane. Gene Ontology annotation, molecular function: GTPase activity; GTP binding. The record is from RefSeq and is a predicted model, not a curated record. Bases 198 to 983 code for a protein of 261 amino acids.
GGCAAACUGAAUCCUGGGGACUCCGUUUCCUCCUCUCUAAAAUGAAGGGGCUGAUUUUCAGGGUUCCUUCCAGCAUCUCAUGGAGGGGAGCUGGGAUCUCUGCUCUGGGGGAGCCUUGGCUUCUGGGUCUGGCAAGGAGAAGCUAAGAAGUUUCAAAUGACGCUUUCUUGGUUGCGGAACACUGGGUGUGUCCCUGGAUGUUGGGACCCAGGAUUUCUCCUCCCCUCCCUGCAUGCACAAACUCGCUGGGUUCCGAAAGCUGCCCAGAGCCCAGAAGCUUCUCUCUUGCUCCUGGUGGGAGCUCCCCCCCUUCUCCUCUCAUGGCUCCCCCCCUGCCCAUGGAUGCCCUCUGGCAGUACCAGUUCCGCCUCAUCCUUCUGGGGGACUCCACAGUGGGCAAGUCCUCCCUGCUGAGACGUUACACCGAGGGCGUCUUUGUGGACUAUCUGGACCAGACGGUGGGAGUAGAUUUCUACAUCCACUUUGUGGAAGUAGAGCCUGGGGUCCAGGUGAAGCUCCAGUUCUGGGACACGGCGGGCCAGGAGCGAUUCAGGUCGGUGACGCGGUCUUACUACCGGAACUCGGCGGGGGGGCUGCUGCUGUUCGACGUGGCCAACCGAGCAUCCUUUGAGAAUGUUCCCAAAUGGCACCGGGAGGUCCUGGACAAAGUGAAGCCCUUCGAGGUCAUCUUCCUGGUGGUGGGGCACAAGAGCGACCUGGUGGCCGAGCGACGGGUGAGCCCCGAGGAGGGAGAGCGGCUGGCCACCUCCCUGGGGGCUCGCUACGUGGAGACCUCGGCCAAGAGCAACAGCAACGUCGCCCUGGCCGUCCAGCUGCUCGCCCAGGACAUCUACGCGGCCGUGAAGAAGGGGACCAUGGCCCCGAGCACAGAGUGGGACGGGGUGAAGAGCCGGGUGCCGACCUGCCCUUGGCAACAAGAGACGAAGGGCAGCGGGGAAGGGUGGAAGUGUCCGUGCUGGUGAUGCAUGAGCCAUGGCGCCUCCAUGGAAAGACCCUUUCCUCCCUUCCUCUUUCUUCCAUUCCUUUCUUUUUCCCUCUCAUUACCAAGCCCGGGCACAGUGAGCACUUAAAAAUGCUUCAUGAUUGAUUGGUUUCCAGUUGUCUCAAUUACCUGAUGGUUAACUUAUUUACAAAUAUUUGCAUUUUUCACAAUUUGGUCAACAGUACUGAAGGGCACCAUGGAAUUAAAUCAAUUGCUAGUUGUUACUGAAGGAGUUGCUUCACUUCUCAGCCUUACUUUUCUUCAUCUGUAAAAUGGGCUUGACAAAUACCAGAAAACCAAUUAAUGACUAAUAACUCAUAAUAAUAAAGUAGGUUAAUAUCUAUUCCUUUCAUAAGGAUUUUCAUAAAACAACUUUUUUGUUAAAAUGAUUAGGUUUCUUGGUCUUUGCUCACUGGCCCUAGUCUUAAUAACUAGUUUUCAUAUUUUACUUUUACUUGCCUAGCAUAUUUCCCUUCCCAUCAGUCACACAGGCAUGACUAUAGGAACAGCUCCUGUUGCCGUUCUCUUGACACUGUAAGGCAGGUUCCAACCCUUAAUCAAUGGCUCCAGACUCCUAGCUGAUCCCAAUCACAACUAGGCAUUGAUCCCAAAAGAGGCAGGGAACAAAGGUGGUCUUGGAAGAACCAUUUCCUGGGUUGUUCUUGGUGAUCCUGGCCACAAGAGGUUUCAAUCUGAACUUUUAGUUCUAUGUGGCCCUCUUCUGUACCCAGGACUGAUUAGGUUUCUUGAGGGGACAGGCAGGAUCAGAAAGAGGAUGGUGGCUUUUAGCCUAUACUGCUGCAAGGAGAAUUCCUUAUGGGACAGGUUUUCUUCUGCCCAAUUGGAAUAAUUAAGCCAGAACCAUCAUCCUGUGCCCACCAGUGGUCUGACUGGCUUUUGGACAGAAUACUGGAAAACACUAUGAGUGGGUCCUGAGACCUCUGGUUGAACUGCAAUUCAAUUAACACUGCC